Messenger RNA from Microsporum canis CBS 113480, 819 nucleotides. Its product is annotated as LysM domain-containing protein. Bases 1 to 819 code for a protein of 272 amino acids. The record is from RefSeq and is a predicted model, not a curated record. The transcript is spliced from 7 exons. NCBI's taxonomy places the organism in Eukaryota, Fungi, Ascomycota, Eurotiomycetes, Onygenales, Arthrodermataceae.
AUGGAUUUUACCAAUGACGAACUCUCCGAUGGCAAGCUUGUGUCCAACCAGAAAAAGGAACAAUUUGUUACUGGACUCGCAUUCAUCUUCCCAUAUCCAGGACGCAGUUCCUUCCAUUACUACCCUAGAACAAACCCUAAAGCAAUUAGAUCCAAAAACGUUUUGUACCUACCUUUUAAUUUUCUGUCCUCUGCCAUUUCCAUCGCCACUAGCGUUGCAACCAUGGUCAGCACUCAACUUAUCCUAAGUGCCAUCGUCCUUUUCGGCGUCAGCAAUACCAGUGCAGCCGCUCUACGUCCGCGUGCCUGCUCUUUUAUGUCACCGGCGGCAACUGGUGACACAUGUCAGUCAUUAGCCUCUGACUGGGGAAUCAAUCUCUGUGACGACAUCCUCAACGCCAUCGUCAAGGACCACUUCAACCACUACUUCAACGACUACUUCAAUGACUACUUCAACCACUACUUCAAUGACUACUUCAACCACUACUUCAACGACAGUAUCAAAGACUUCAAUGACUACUUCUCCUGCAAUGACUUCUCCUGCCACUCCUCCGGGACCCAGCCAAGUUACUAUGUCUGCAUCGGCGUCAAAGGAACUCCAACUACGCCGCCCAAAGAGCCCAACACGCCCAAGCCUACCCAGCCAAACGUUAACCCCAAGUGCAACAAGUGGUACAAGGUGGUCUCUGGAGACUACUGUCAAAAGAUUUCUGAUCAAUUCCAUAUUCCCCUUCAGGACUUCUAUAAAUGGAACCCAGAUGUAGGCAACGCUUGUGCUAGUCUCUGGGCUGACUAUAAUGUCUGUGUUGGAUCCGCUUAA